Molecule: messenger RNA, 1707 nt
Organism: Micromonas commoda
Lineage: Eukaryota; Viridiplantae; Chlorophyta; Mamiellophyceae; Mamiellales; Mamiellaceae
Exons: 1
Coding region: 1-1707 (568 amino acids)
Biological process (GO): proteolysis
Cellular component (GO): cytoplasm
Molecular function (GO): calcium-dependent cysteine-type endopeptidase activity
Source: RefSeq, a predicted model, not a curated record
AUGGGAUGCCUCUCAUCGAAACCCGCGGAUUCACCUUCGUCCGGACGAGCUCAUGACUACGACCCGAAUCUCGCCCCGGAGGCUCCCAAACCCGUGAGGCCCCGGCCCCCGGCUCCCGCGACUGCUGACGUCAGCCCUAUCGGUGAUGACGAGGAAUUCGCUCCCAUGCCUCCGCAACCAGCGCAACCCGCGGGAAGGAAGACCCUCCGCUCCGGCGACACUCCCAGCGCGAAAAAUAUUCACAUGGAGUCCACCACCAAGAUGCUGCAGUUCAUGAAGCACGCCGAGUCCAUGGACUGGCCCGGCCCGGAAUCCCGAAAGUGGAACUACACCUCCGUCGAGACCAGCGGAUCCUACUCCUUCACCAAGAUGGGCAACAAGGAACAGGUCAACGGGACGAUCGCGUCGGGAUUGAGCACCCUGCACUCAAACCCCGGCAAGUACAUCGGGUGCAUGUACCAGACCGACAUGGUGGACUGGCCGGAAGAUCAGCAGCAGUACACCCUCAUCGAGCGCGAGGGCACCGUGGGUCUCAAAUACAAACCCGGCGAGGCGUUCACCGUCGAGAUGGCAAACUACCAGGCGUUACCCCACGUCACCGAGGUGGACAUCGACUCCAUCGACGACGGCGUCACGAUGCAGAUGACCAGCCACGGUAAGUUGCUCCACGGUCCGCGUAACGUCCCGCUGUGUCCCGGCCGCGGCAUGGGCGUGCUGGACCGCCCGGGGAUCAAGAUCAUCCAGAACGUGGACCCGGGGGAUAUCCACCAGGGCAGCGUGGGCGACUGCUGGCUCCUCUCCGCGAUAUCCGCGCUCGCGGAGUUCGACGGCGCCAUCUUCGAGCUGUUCAAGAAGACGCCGGACAUGCACCAGAUGCCCAGGGCGGGUCCGAACCGUUACCACGUCACCCUCUACGACCUGAAGACGUGGCAGCCGGUGGACGUCGUCGUCGACGAGAGGUUGGCGUCCAACCCCAGCAACCCGGGGUCGCUCUUCGGCGCGAAGCCGUCCGACGACGGCGAGCUGUGGGCGUGUUACCUGGAGAAGGCGUUCGUCGCGCACUGCGGCGGUUGGGACCACAUCGAGGGCGGCGUCCCGCCGCACGCGUGGGCGAUGCUCACGGGUUGCAAGGACCAGUACACGAUUGAGAUGGAGAAGUCCGGCAAGGACAAGGGGAAGUGGAACUGCUGGGGCAACUACAACAAAGAUCGGGACUUCUACAACGAGCUCGCCAACAGCAGCAAGGAAAAGCAGCCGCCGAUGUGGCAGCAAGACUGGCCGGAGGUUGGCGGCGGGGGCGAGGGUGCCAUCACGGGGGAGGAGCUCUUCCGUAAGGUGGUCGCUUGGGACGCCGCAGAUUUUAUCAUCGGGUGCGCGUCCGAGGGCGACAACGAUACGGUGAAACACGACGGAAUCGUCGACGGACACGCGUACACGGUGCUCCAGGCGUUCUCCAACGUCGCCGGCAGCGGCGUGGAUCUGGUUCAGGUCAGGAACCCGUGGGGCUCUGGUGAGUUUGAGAAGGGGAUGUGGACCGACAUCAACGGCUUGGCGUCUGGCUGGCAAAAGUACCCGAAGGUGAAAGCCCUGUUGCAGCCGAAGGUGGCGGAGGACGGACUGUUUUGGAUGAGCAAGGAGGAGUUUUACAAGUACUUCAAGACCGUGUACCUGUGCGCGAAGAGCAUGAGAGAUUUCAAGGUUGACUGA